This is a messenger RNA of Necator americanus (New World hookworm), 492 nucleotides long. RefSeq lists its product as uncharacterized. The transcript is spliced from 6 exons. Bases 1 to 492 code for a protein of 163 amino acids. The record is from RefSeq and is a predicted model, not a curated record. NCBI's taxonomy places the organism in Eukaryota, Metazoa, Nematoda, Chromadorea, Rhabditida, Ancylostomatidae.
AUGGGUGUUGAUAUGGUUAUCAAACCACCAUGGACGUUGCCGCAUGUGUUAAAAAUUUGGCGUGACGAUUCCAGAUGUAGCCGUGAACUCAACGUAACGUGCUACCACUGCAAGAAAGUGGGACAUAGUGUGAUGAUCUGCGCGCCUCCCGAAAAGAGCCAAGUAAUCGACAACCGGCUCGUUGUUCUAGGAUGUGUGACUACGUUAAGAGGACCAGUAUGCCCAAAUCCGUUUUCGUCUUUCUUAUCCUUGAGAAUUCGUGCUCUUGCACAAGCUUCCGACUCUUUACAUUACUUUCUCAUAAGUACCGGCUUCGCGCUCAAGCUUCCUCAGGAGUCCGAUGCUAUUGUAUUGUGGAAACUUCGUGCAAAACCGCAGCGAACAGAACGAACGACAGAUGUUGCUGAUCGCGAUUAUUCGAACCGCGUAGAUGAAGCCUCGUAUAGGACCAGCAUGGCUGAUGGCAUGAGUCACCGCUCGUGCUUUAACUGA